AACAAUCAUUUGACACGUACUUACAGCCACUGAAGGUUCAAGCACGUUCAUCUUAGACACAUCCUCCGAAUAGUCUGUGCUGCUAGUUUGACGAUGAGAUUUGUACUGUCGAUUGUGCUGCUAGCCGCGGUGGUUUGCGGAGAGGGAGAAACCCCGACCGCCCUUGAAAAGAUGAAGACAUGUAUGCAGAACAGGGGGACAGUCACUUUAAAGAAGCUCGGAAAGCUGUUCACACAGAUGGACUCGGACAGGUCGUGGUACCUGACGUGUGAAGAGUUUACCGCGGGCGUCGGGCGGCGAUGUGCUGACGUGACCACCGGGGAACUGCAGAGUCUCUGUGAACUCUUCGACACGGAGUCGGAAAUGUCACCAGCCAACACGAUCACAUAUGACGAAUUUGUACACCAUUUGCAAUAACUGCUUAUAUUGAAAGCAAAAUAUUAAAUAACAGCCCAUCUGACUGGGCAUGUUUCCGUUAAAUAAACCAGUAUAUCACAAA
Gigantopelta aegis is the source of this 499-nucleotide messenger RNA. RefSeq names its product crustacean calcium-binding protein 23-like. The coding region runs from base 94 to 417 and encodes 107 amino acids. NCBI's taxonomy places the organism in Eukaryota, Metazoa, Mollusca, Gastropoda, Neomphalida, Peltospiridae. Gene Ontology annotation, molecular function: calcium ion binding. The record is from RefSeq and is a predicted model, not a curated record. The transcript is spliced from 2 exons.